UCUGAUUUGACAGUGAAAGUCAAAUUUGUGUUUGUGUUGUUUAUUAAUCAAAACAAGACGAAAGGCAAAAAUGCAUAUUUCUACGUGGCAAACAAAUUCCCUUUGCGCAAUUAUUUUAAUAAUAUUUUUAAAAAUUGUAGCAACACAAAUUGUUUCACAAGAAGUGCCCAAACCAUGGUAUGAAAAUCUACCGGCUGUGGCCAUGGACUACAAGGUCCACAUAGAUGCCGGAAAAGAAGAUUGCUACCAUCAAUAUGUACAGCCUGGAGCAACAUUUUAUGUUUCAUUCAGCGUUGUUCGUGGUGGUGAUGGUAUGGCUGGUUUUGCCGUUCGUAAUCCAGCCGGUCAAAUUGUAAAGCCCUAUCAAUGGCAAGCUACAGCUGACUACACCGAUCAAGUAUCUCCUGGCGGUUACUACUCUGUGUGUAUUGAUAAUCAAUUUUCACGUUUUGCUGGCAAACUUGUGAACAUUUACAUUACGGUGGUCAAAUAUGAUGCCUGGGAUAAGUACGCCAAGGAAAUUGAAGAAUUGCAGCUUAAUAUGGAAAACUUUACGACAACCAUUGGCACCGUAGAACGCAACAUCAACGAUAUGUUGGCCUAUCAAUAUCACAGUAGAAAUCGUGAGGCACGUGAUUAUGCCCUAGUAAUUGAUAAUAAUUCUUACAUACAGACAUUUUCGAUUUGUCAAAUUGUUGUUAUUAUUAUUACCUGUUCUGUGCAAGUGUUCUUUGUUCGUAAAUUGUUUAGUGUAAAGGAAGGUUCCCGUAGCCGUAUUUAAUGAUAAAAUCA
Messenger RNA from Lucilia sericata (common green bottle fly), 792 nucleotides. It is a transcript of the gene loj, whose product is annotated as transmembrane emp24 domain-containing protein B. The transcript has 5 exons. Gene Ontology annotation, cellular component: endoplasmic reticulum-Golgi intermediate compartment; COPII-coated ER to Golgi transport vesicle; endoplasmic reticulum. The record is from RefSeq and is a predicted model, not a curated record. Lineage: Eukaryota; Metazoa; Arthropoda; Insecta; Diptera; Calliphoridae. Gene Ontology annotation, biological process: endoplasmic reticulum to Golgi vesicle-mediated transport; intracellular protein transport; Golgi organization. The coding region runs from base 71 to 781 and encodes 236 amino acids.